CUUGGGAAUUGGAAGACGAACACAAUUGAUGAUUGAAAGGCGACGAAAGCUCGUGACGUUUCCCAGUCUAUACAGGCAUUAUAGCCAAGAAGCACUUAGCACACACUCUCCCCCCCUGGAUCUCCGGGGAGCGACCGCAUCCGGUGUUAGUUGGCCUAUUACCGCCGAAUGCUCCACCUCCCCAAAAUUCCUCUCGGCUCAGAUUGCGUUGCGACUUGCGACGACACUGGUUGCGAGCCGGCCCCGGUGACGGAUCCGGCACCCUACUACACCUUGGACCUCCAUCCUCUUCCUCCUCUCUGCCUCCGCGUUUAGAAAAUACAUCCCCCCCAAAAUGUCUCGCCCCGAGGAUACACUCGCGGCCGAUGUCCACUACGACGAUGCCGAAGCACGCAAAUACACGACCAGUUCCCGCAUCCAGAACAUCCAAGCCUCGAUGACCAGGCGCGCCCUCGAGCUCCUCGAUCUGAAGUCGCCCAGCCUGAUCCUCGACAUCGGCUGCGGGAGCGGCCUGUCGGGCGAGAUCCUGUCGUCGGUCCCCCAGGACGAGGGCGGGCCGCACGUCUGGGUGGGGAUGGACAUCAGCGCGUCCAUGCUGGACGUGGCGCUGGAGCGGGACGUGGAGGGCGACCUGCUGCUGGCCGACAUCGGGCAGGGCGUGCCGUUCCGGGCCGGCACGUUCGACGCCGCCAUCAGCAUCAGCGCCAUCCAGUGGCUGUGCAACGCCGAGAGCAGCGACACGUCACCCGCGGGGCGGCUGUCGCGCUUCUUCAAUGGGCUGUACGCGUCGCUCAAGCGGGGCGGCAUGGCGGUGUGCCAGUUCUACCCCAAGAACGACGUGCAGAAGCAGAUGAUCACGUCGGCCGCCGUCAAGGCCGGCUUCGGCGCCGGCCUGCUCGAGGACGACCCGGACACGAAGAACGUCAAGGUCUAUCUGGUCCUGACCGUGGGCAGCAGCGCCGUGGCCGACAAGGGUGGCGACAUCACGGGCGUCGUCGACGGGAUGGACAACGUCGAGGUGCUGGACCACCGCAAGAAGGGCAAGGCCGGGAAGGGUGAGAUCAAGAAGGGCAGCAAGGCCUGGAUUAUCAGGAAGAAGGAGCAGAUGGAGAGGAAGGGCAAGAUCGUCAAGGCGACGUCCAAGUACACGGGGCGGAAGCGGCGGAUACAGUUCUGA
This is a messenger RNA of Chaetomium strumarium, 1177 nucleotides long. RefSeq names its product S-adenosyl-L-methionine-dependent methyltransferase. The transcript has 2 exons. The record is from RefSeq and is a predicted model, not a curated record. Gene Ontology annotation, molecular function: rRNA (guanine) methyltransferase activity. Lineage: Eukaryota; Fungi; Ascomycota; Sordariomycetes; Sordariales; Chaetomiaceae. The coding region runs from base 335 to 1177 and encodes 280 amino acids. Gene Ontology annotation, biological process: rRNA (guanine-N7)-methylation. Gene Ontology annotation, cellular component: nucleolus.